Molecule: messenger RNA, 354 nt
Organism: Bipolaris victoriae FI3
Lineage: Eukaryota; Fungi; Ascomycota; Dothideomycetes; Pleosporales; Pleosporaceae
Exons: 4
Coding region: 1-354 (117 amino acids)
Source: RefSeq, a predicted model, not a curated record
AUGUACUCCUUCAUCCUUCUUACGGCUGCUCUCGCUAUGCUGCCUUCGGUAAGCAAUGUUCAGAUUGACGGCCGCUUCAUCGACAGCGACCGCAGUCUCAAAUAUGACUGGCAGCUUACCCAGCAAAACUGUAUCAACAACUACAAGGGUCUUGCAAACUACGAUAACGGCAAAGGCCGAUGCAUCUCUAUUAGCCCCGAUGGGUUGAGUGGUAAAAACUGGUGGAACAAUUGCGUCAAGCAAGCUGCUAAUGGAUGGUACGACGUUGAUCCCGUAACCGGCAACGUUGUCGUCUCUCACGAUCCUUACAAAAGUAACUGGGCCGAGGGUCGUGGAUAUGGGUAUUCCGGUUAA